This is a messenger RNA of Telopea speciosissima, 1165 nucleotides long. Its product is annotated as ADP-ribosylation factor GTPase-activating protein AGD5. Bases 101 to 862 code for a protein of 253 amino acids. Lineage: Eukaryota; Viridiplantae; Streptophyta; Magnoliopsida; Proteales; Proteaceae. The record is from RefSeq and is a predicted model, not a curated record. Gene Ontology annotation, molecular function: GTPase activator activity. The transcript has 8 exons.
UACGUCUCUCUCUUUCGGUGUCUGUCUUUUGCUUUCUUCGCUUCCUGGGAUUCCGUAGGUACCCCUCUGUGGUGGAAUUGAAAGCGAAGAAGGCAAAGACAUGAAUGAGAAGGCAUCAAUUUCUAAGGAGAUCAAUGCCAGACACACGAAGAUAUUGGAAGGUCUUCUUAGACUCCCUGAGAAUAGGGAAUGUGCAGAUUGCAGGAGCAGGGGCCCUAGAUGGGCGAGCGUUAACCUUGGAAUCUUUAUCUGCAUACAAUGUUCAGGGAUACAUCGGAGUCUUGGAGUGCACAUAUCAAAGGUACGAUCUGCUACAUUGGACACAUGGCUACCAGAGCAGGUUUCUUUUAUGCAAUCCAUGAAUAAUGAGAAGUCAAAUAGUUAUUGGGAAGCCAAACUGCCACCAAAUUAUGACAGAAGUGGGAUUGAGAGCUUUAUUCGUGCAAAGUAUGUGGAGAAAAGAUGGGUUCCCAAAGAUGCAAAACAGUUCACCUCAAAACCAAAGGAAAGCAGCUUCUCUUACAACCUGGGAAUUGAACAUAGAAGUAAUGCUAGCAGUUCCAAGAACUUCACGGAAUCUGCUCCCAUUCCUAUUAAGAAUAUUAAUGUCAGACGAGCAGAGUCAGCAAAUAGACGCCGUUGGGGUUCUGUUGAAUUGCGUGAGAAGGUGACUCCCUUGCCUCCUCCAAAAGGGCUGCCACAAGUGAUAGAACGCAAAUUUGGAAUACCUACUGGAAAGGAAAAAGUUUCUGCUGAUCUCGUCAAUGCACUCUGUUUGGAUGCUGUAAAAGAGAAUAGUUCCAGUGCUUCUCCUUUUGGCUGGCAAACAUUUGAGUCAGUACAAUGCAGGAAUAUCUUGUGACAUUCUAUUAGAUGGACCACUUCUUUGCCAGUGUCUAGAGCUCCAGCAACCCUUUCUUCACACCUUUUUUAUCUAGCACAGUUGUAUGAUAUCUCAUUCUAAAAUGACAAUUCUUUGUCAAGCCACUUUCAGAGACUGAAUGAACAUGAGUUCUUCUUAGUAUCUACAGUUGCAAUUUAGUUGAGACUGAGAUCAGGCGGUUAUGAAACCCACAUUUUUUAAUCUAAAAAUUGGUAAAUGAAUAUUCAUUUUGUCUCAACCGAUUUAUUAUUUGCUGAUUUAAUUACUUAGCUCUACUCUUAA